Molecule: messenger RNA, 4019 nt
Organism: Oryza sativa Japonica Group (Japanese rice)
Lineage: Eukaryota; Viridiplantae; Streptophyta; Magnoliopsida; Poales; Poaceae
Product: disease resistance protein Pik-2-like
Biological process (GO): defense response to other organism
Molecular function (GO): ADP binding
Source: RefSeq, a predicted model, not a curated record
CAGGUGGACCAUAUAUUUAUAGUGAAGAGUUAACCACCAUAUGAGUGAGCUGAGAGAUAGGCUAUAAGGAUCUGUACAGUAAGCAGUUGGUUGUAUUAUUAGCCUUGCUCUAAGAGCAAGUAUAAUAGUAUAGUCAAUUAUUGGCUUUAAAUCAUCUAUAAUCAAUUUAAUAGCCAAUUUAUACAAUAGUUACAUAUACACAUAUACUACAUAAUUAACCUUUGGUAUCACCUGUCAUACACACAUGUAUCUUGAGUUCAUGUUGCAGCUGGCUACAGAUCUGUAGCCCGCUAUUCUUACAUCUUUUCUUUUAUCGUUUUAAAAUAUAUUUAUAGUUGGCUUAUAGUCUGCUAUUGUACCAAACUAUAAGAGCACCCAUCAGUGUCAGAGUUUAGCUGAAGUUGCUCAGGCGCUGAGCCCAGGAAAACGGUAUAUAAAAUUGUGAUUCGAAGAGGCCAGCUGAUUGACUCUACACUCGGGUUGCGGUAGCUGCGGCAAUUGACCAUGGAAGCCGCCGUGGUGAGCUCGACCGAGGGCGUGGUGCGCAUCCUCCUGGCCAAGCUCGGCGAAUUCCUCUCCGACAAGUACGUCCUCCUCAGCGGCGUCCGCCACGAGAUCCAGGAGCUCAAGGACGACCUCGAGAGCAUGAACGCCUGCCUCCGCGACCUCGCCGCCGUCGGCGACUACCACCAGUCCCAGCAGACUAGGACGUGGAUGAAGCAGGUGAGGGAGGUGGCGUACGACGCGGAGGACUGCAUCGACAGUUUCCGGUACCACGUCGGCGGCGACCGGAACCACGACGAGGGCCUCCUCGUCGUCGCCGGCUGGCUGCGCAGGACGGCGCUCCGGCCGCUGACGACGCUGCGGGCGAUGUACAAGCUGGCCGUGGAGGUCCAGAGCCUCAAGGCCCGCGCGCUCAAGGUCAGCGAGCGGAGGCUCAGGUACAGGCUGGAGCCGCCCGCCGCGGCGUCGAGCUCCGGCGAGUACGCGCCCCGCUGCUACGACGACCUCGACCGUCGCCUUCCGGCGCUCAGCGUCGACGAGUCCCGCCUCGUCGGCGUCCGCAGCAAGACCAGAGCCAUCCUCAAGCUGCUGGAACACAAGGACGACGGCGACGACGACGGCUUGGCUCGCCGGAAGGUGGUCGCCGUCGUCGGCUUCGGCGGCCUGGGCAAGACGACGCUGGCGGCGAUGGUGUACAAGAGCCCGGCGGUGCAGGGGAUCCAUCACAGGGCGUUCGUGACGGUGACCCGGAGCUGCAACCUUCGCGCCAUGCUGGAGUCGCUGCUGGAGCAGCUGUUCGCGCCGGCGCGAGAUCCACGCUGCUCCAGGAAGGAGAUCAUGGCCAUGGAAAAGGAUGAAAUACUCAGAGGCAUCGAAACCAAGGACAUUCCCCAACUCCUCGCCCAUUGCAGUACUCAUCUGAGCGACAAGAGAUACUUUAUUGUUGUUGACGACUUAUGGAGUCUGGAGGACUGGGCAAGCUUGAAGCCAGCCUUUCCCGACAAUGACAAGCAUAGUCGAAUAAUAAUCACUACAAGGAACCGUCAGGUUGCUGAGAGCUGCUGCUCGCUUCCCGGCGAUCGCGUUCACUUCAUGGAUGUUCUGCCAAACGAUCAGUCCAGAGAGCUGUUCUUCAAGACGGUGUUCCAGAAGGAGCAUUGCCCGUCGGAGUACCGAAGCCUGGAGGGCAUCUCCGGUGACAUCUUGACCAAAUGCGGCGGCCUGCCGCUGGCCAUAGUCAGUGUGGGAGGAAUGCUGGCCCAGGCGGAGAACAAGACGCCGGUGGAGUGGACGAAGGUGUGCGGCAAGCUGGGCUCCGGGCUGAGCACGAGCGCGGCGGUGAGGGGGAUGAGGCGGAUACUGUCGCUGAGCUACCACGACCUGCCCUACCACCUCAAGGCUUGCUUCCUCUACCUCAGCGUCUUCCGCGAGGGGUACGAGAUCAAGCGGGGGCCCCUGGUGCGGCGAUGGGCCGCCGAGGGGUUCGUUGGCGGUGGGCGGGAGUGGACCCCCGAGGAGGCCGCCGGCAAGUACAUAGACGAGUUCGUUGGCAGGAGCAUCGUCACACCCACUCGGGUCGCCACCAAUGGCGUGGUUAGGUGUUGUAAGGUGCACGACAUCAUGCUGGAGGUGAUGACGGCCAAGUGCGUGGAGGAGAACUUCAUCUCCUUGUUGGGGAGCGUGACCAGCUACGGGCGUCACCAACAUACCGCGGCUACGACGACUGGGCAUGACAAGAUCCGGCGGCUAUCUGUCCAUGGCUCCCACAUGCCGCAGGGGCAACAAUCUAGGAGUGGUGGUGGUGAUGAGGAUAUCUUUAGGUUUAGGAGGAGAAGGAAGAAGGGCGAGGGCGAGGGUCAGGACGACGUCUUGUCGUCCGUAGACUUGUCUUGCGCCCGCUCGCUGUUGAUGCUCCGGUGCAUCGAGAAACCACUGCCAUCAAUUAGCUUCAAGCGCCUAAAGCUCCUCAGGGUGCUGGAUCUCGAAGGUUGUCGUUGGCUAAGCAGCCGUGAAUUGGACGACAUCUGCAAGCUCUCCCUCUUGAGGUACCUAAGCCUUAGGGACACAGGCGUGCAGCGGCUGCCACGGUCGGUCGGGAGACUGAAACAGCUCAUGACACUGGACGUCAGGGAAACCGAUGUGAGGGAGUUGCCGGAGACGAUCACCCGGCUAGGACACAUGAGGCAUCUUCUAUCAGGCAGGUACAGAUACUACACAAGGAGCCACCGUGUCAAGCUCUUUGAGCCAUUUGAGGCCAUGACAAUACCACCUGGCUUGAGCGCCAUGGAGUCCCUCCAAACCAUUGCCCAUGCCAACGUCACGUCGAGCGGCAUCGCCAUGGGCGAGUUGGGUGACCUACCUAGCCUAACCAAGCUCUGCGUCAUGAACUGUGAAAAGGGGCCUAACAAAUGGAAGCCAUUCAUUGUGUCCCUCAACAAACUCAGCUACUCCCUCCGCAGCUUGUCUAUCCUCCACUGGUUAAAUGAGGACGCUGGCCUCGAGGAACUCCUAGAUCUAGACUCGCCACCCAUCUUCCUCGAGAAGUUCUUCCUCUGGGGCAAGCUUAGCAUGUUGCCUCCUUGGGUCUCACACCUCGGCAAUCUGGUCGACCUCUCGCUCCGAGAGAACUUCCUUGAUGGCAAGGAGGUCAUCGAGCAGCUAGGCAAGCUCCCUAGCCUCCUCUCCCUCAAGCUCUACUACCAGUCAUAUAUGGGGAGAGAGCUCCACUUCCGGGAGAAGCUAUUCCCGAGGCUCAAGCAGCUGAUCGUGGACAAUAUGCCCAACCUUGAUGAGCUUAGCUUCCAAGGAGGCGCCCCCGAGCUUGAGAGGCUCACGCUCGCCGUCCUCAAGGAGCCUGCAGAUGGCAUCUCCGGCAUUGACAAGCUCCCAAGGCUCAAGGAGGUUGAGUUCUUUGGCCAUGUCAUCGUCGACUCCGUGGUGGAGAGCAUGGUAGCUGUGUGCAAGAAGCAUCCUAACAAGCCGAGAGUUUACAGGGGAGAUCGACCAAUGGAGAUGGACUCUGAAUUGUCCAGCUGAUACAUUGCUAGCGACUGGUUUCGAUGGUAAGGAAUACAUCCGACUUCUAUCCUAGGAACAUUGCACAAAAUUCUGAAGGCUCAGGAGGUCAUUCCCAUCAUCCCAUGGAGAAGUACUGGAUCCUGAGGUCCGAAGAUACGCCUGAGAGACACCUGCGACAAGGUUGAGGGAUGAGGGAUGAAGAAGGUAACCAUGGUUGCCUGAGGGGAGUCCUGGUGUUAUCUGAGAGUUGGCAAUUCAAUUGUUACCAUGCAUGUCGCUGCACUUGUUAUCUACGUACUAGUGGUUCUGUUCUUGUGGCUGAACUCUUGCUGGUGACAUCUGUAAGAUUCUGUAUCAGCAGUCGGAGUGUGUGUGUGUGUGUGUGUGUGUGUGUUGUUCCUUUGUGACUCUUAUCUGGAAAUCAUUGCUAGUUUGCUACGUGAAGUGCCAGCAAUGUUGCUCGUAAAAUUUUGAUGACAUAAGUGCAUUUCAGUAAA